GCGAGGUGCUCGCGCGCAGUAUUGUAUAACAGUUGUGUGAGUGACGUGAUCUGUGUUUUUUGUAAGCGAAUGUGGAACAGUACUUUUGCUCUCGUUAAGAGCGAUGCGCAGCUGAUUCAAAAUGGGAGUGUUAACAACAGUUUCGGCAGCUGCUAAAGCAGCGCUCACAAUAGGGGGGAUAGGCAAGCUGACAUUCAUACCCCUCAUGUUGGCAGCCAUGGCUUACUUCAACUACGAUCUCCUAGAUCCAGAGAACAGGCCGUUUAACCAAAAGUAUCUACGGGAAGAGUAUGAUUUCAUCAUCGUAGGAGGAGGCUCCGCUGGGUCUGUUCUAGCGAAUAGACUGACAGAAAUCGAAGGCUGGAAUGUCCUUUUAUUGGAAGCAGGAGGACACGAAAAUGAUAUUAGCGAUGUACCAUUAUUAUCCUUGUAUCUUCACAAAAGCAAACUGGAUUGGAAAUACCGGACUGAACCUCAAGACUCGGCCUGUCAAGCUAUGAUAGAUACACGUUGUAGUUGGACCAAAGGAAAAGUACUCGGUGGAUCAUCCGUCCUUAACACCAUGCUUUACAUUCGUGGCAACAAACGAGACUUUGAUCAGUGGGAAUCAUUUGGCAACCCUGGGUGGGGAUAUGAUGAUGUCUUACCAUAUUUCAAAAAGUCUGAAGAUCAAAGAAAUCCUUACUUAGCUAAAAAUACCAAACAUCACUCAGUCGGUGGAUAUCUGACAGUACAAGAUGCUCCAUACAAUACACCAAUUGGCGCAGCUUUUCUACAAGCUGGUGAAGAAACAGGCUACGAUAUAAUAGAUGUAAAUGGAGCACAACAAACAGGCUAUGCUUGGUACCAAUUUACCAUGCGAAGAGGAACCAGAUGUUCCACAGCAAAGGCCUUUCUCAGGCCCGUUCGAUUACGACAAAACCUGCAUAUUUCUCUAUUUUCUCAUGUAACCAAAGUUUUGAUUGAUCAAGAGAAGAAAAGAGCAUAUGGCGUUGAAUUUAUUAGAGAUACUGAAAAACAAGUUAUUUAUGCGAAACGUGAGGUUAUAUUAUCUGCGGGUGCGAUUGCAUCGCCUCAAUUGCUUAUGCUUUCAGGAGUUGGUCCGGCGAGUCACUUGAAAGAAGUAGGCAUUAAUGUUAUCUACGAUUCUCCUGGUGUUGGGAGAAAUUUGCAAGAUCACAUUGCUGUCGGUGGAAUCGUGUUUCAAGUCGACUAUCCCAUAAGUUUAGUCAUGAACAGACUUGUCAAUAUCAACUCAGCGUUGCGCUAUGCUGUAACAGAAAAUGGGCCAUUAACCUCUAGUAUUGGCUUGGAAGUAGUGGCCUUUAUAAAUACAAAAUAUGCCAAUGCAACAGAAGACUGGCCUGAUAUAGAGUUCAUGAUGACUUCAGCUUCGAUACCCUCAGACGGAGGAACUCAAGUUAAAAAAGCACAUGGGAUUACAGAUGAAUUUUAUGAAGAAAUGUUUGGUCAUAUAUCGAACAGAGACGUUUUUGGUAUUUUUCCCAUGAUGCUACGACCUAAGAGCCGUGGUUUUAUUAAACUGAGGUCUAAAAAUCCCUUAGAAUAUCCAAUUAUGAUACAUAAUUACCUAACACAUCCUGAUGAUGUCGGUGUCCUGCGGGAAGGUGUAAAAGCAGCCUUAGCAGUAGGGGAAACUAAGGCUAUGAAACGUUUAGGUGCCAGAUUUAAUGACAAACCAGUUCCUAAUUGCAAACAUUUACCCCUUUACACAGAUGAAUACUGGGAUUGUUAUAUCAGACAAUAUACUAUGACAAUAUACCAUCUCUCUUGUACCGCAAAGAUGGGCCCAUCUAGUGACCCCAUGGCAGUAGUGGACCCACAACUGCGGGUGUAUGGUGUAGAAGGUCUGCGUGUAAUUGAUGCAAGUAUUAUGCCGGCAGUUACAAACGGCAAUAUUAAUGCUCCAGUUAUUAUGAUUGCAGAAAAAGGAAGUGAUUUAAUAAAAGAAACAUGGUUACCAAAGACAAAUAAGAGGAAACGUAGAUCUUUAAAAUGUUCGAAAAUAGAGCAACUUUUUUCAAGAAGUAAUAGCCUUAAUACAAAAUGUAUGGUUGACAGAUGAUGAAGGGCUAUAAUAUUAGGUAAUUAAAUUUUCAAUAUGGCCAUAGAUCUACAGAAGGUUAAUUAGACUUCAAAUAAAUAUUAACAAUUUUGUUCACAUACUAAUAUGUCAUGAUACAUGUAAUAUUUCUAGUCUUUAUUUCAUCUAAAGUUACGAGUAUAUUGGGGAUGGAAUAGAAUAUGACAGUGUGAUUUGUGCAUUGUUAACUUGAUUGAACGUAUGGGGUACGGAAAAAAAAUGUUUUAAUUAUUUAAACAAGAGUUUUAGCUACAUAAUUUGUACUGUGGGUUGGACAAAAAAAAAAAAGAAAUACAUGAAUCAAGUAAUCAACCCACAUAUUAAAUAGAACCUGCCUAUUUUUUUUUAUUCAGCUGUUAGUGUCAUAUUCUCAAAUUCAAUACAAUGUGGUUCAUUUUGGCAUAACUGGGCCCACUUAUGAAAACGUACUCGUUAAGUCCGACCCGAGGAAAUUUUUACACUAAGUAUUACUUAAAUCAAGUUAUAAUAAUAUGGUUUGGUCUUGUAAAUAAAUAUACUAUUGUAAUCUUUUCUGUAAUAUAGUUACUGA
Maniola jurtina (meadow brown) is the source of this 2654-nucleotide messenger RNA. Its product is annotated as glucose dehydrogenase [FAD, quinone]. Lineage: Eukaryota; Metazoa; Arthropoda; Insecta; Lepidoptera; Nymphalidae. The record is from RefSeq and is a predicted model, not a curated record. Gene Ontology annotation, molecular function: oxidoreductase activity, acting on CH-OH group of donors; flavin adenine dinucleotide binding. The transcript has 4 exons. Bases 122 to 2086 code for a protein of 654 amino acids.